This is a messenger RNA of Vicia villosa (hairy vetch), 1012 nucleotides long. RefSeq lists its product as uncharacterized. Lineage: Eukaryota; Viridiplantae; Streptophyta; Magnoliopsida; Fabales; Fabaceae. The transcript has 7 exons. Bases 119 to 1012 code for a protein of 297 amino acids. The record is from RefSeq and is a predicted model, not a curated record.
CAGAAAUCAUGAAUGGAUUUUUAAUAAACUUAUUAACUUUUUCUUUUUUGCAGUCUCUAAUGGCCGGAGUGGCUCAAAACUGUUUAUCAAUGACGAUAUUGCUGUUAUCAAUGAAUUCAUGUCAAAGCUGUCUGAAUCUCAGAGGAAUGAAAGACCAUUGCAAUCCACUCAGACGAUGUCUUCUUGGUCUGGGUCAACCCAAUACACAACUAUUGAUAAGUUUGUUUAUAAUGCCAAAUGUAUGUCGCUAGCUGAAGUGGCAAAGUUAAAACAGGAAUCUGUGUGUGUAACUGUGGCUACUACUUUGAAAUUUGCUGUUUCCAAAUAUGGAUGGUUCUACUAUGGAUGCACCGGCUGCACUUUGAAGGCUUCCAAUCCAGAUAAUCCGUUUAAAUGUGGAUGUGGUGAAAAUGUUGUGAAACCUGUACCAAGGUACAAGGUUGAGAUUCAUGUAAUUGAUGGAGAAUCCAAGUUCCGCUUUGUAUUUUGGGAUACUGAUUGCUUUAAUAUCAUUGGAAAAACAGCCGACGAUAUGCGCAAAUCCAUGAUAGAGAAUGGUGAAGAUGAUCCUAUGGUAUAUCCAGACGAACUUGACGUACUUUUGAAAAAGAGAUUUGCUUUUAGAGUUAAAGUGCAGCCAAACUUCAAUCAAGGAUCCGUUCAGAAACUUUUAACAGAUGCAUCUUCUGUUGAUCAGAUUUUAGAAAACUACAUCAAACAGCAAGAUGAGCAAAGUAAAGACAUUGUAGUCAAUGAACCAAAAACACCAACAGAUACCUUGAAUUUCAACAUUGCUGGAAAGGAUCCAAGAAAGGAAGAUACCAUUGAUUUCUCAGCUCAUUCACUUUCGGCAUGUGGAGAGAAUGAACCCGAAAUUAACAGUACGGUCACCCCAACAAAGGCGAAGUCAACAAAUGCACCAGACGGUGAAAAUGAAUGUGAGUUUGUCGGAGCUACACAGUACUCGGGUACCAAACCCCUAAAAAAAGUGAAGAUAGAAGGAACCAACUGA